AUGAGGCUAUGGAAAAGGGCAUCGGGAGUUCUAAAGGAUAGAUACAGAAUUUGGGUUGCAAAGGUUUCACCAUAUGGACCAUGUAGAAAUCCUGAUCUUGAAACUCUUAUUAUUAAAGCAACAAGCCAUGAUGAACAAUGUAUGGAUUAUAAGAAUGUUCAAAGAGUUUUUCAAUGGCUAAGAACAUCACCUUUAUACCUUAAACCACUUUUAUGUGGACUUUCAAUGAGAAUUCAAAGGACACGUAGUUGGGUUGUAGCACUUAAAGGUUUGAUGUUAACUCAUGGAGUUUAUAGUUUUGAUUUACCAAUGGUUCAAAGCAUGGGAAGGUUACCAUUUGAUUUAUCACAUUUUAGCGACGGACAUUUAAGUCCCGAGAAAGGUUGGGUUUUUAACGCUUUUGUUCGAUCUUACUUUGCUUAUUUGGAUCAAAGAUCGGUAAUUUUGAGGGAGGAGGCAAAUAAAUUACAAAACAAAAAAGGAAAGGAAAGUGAAGAAAUUCCAUUGAUUGAAGAGUUGAAGAAUUUGGAGGAGUUACAAAAAUUGAUUGAUAUGUUGUUACAAAUAAAACCUAAGAGUGAAAUGAGUAUGAAAAUUGUUCUUAUUCUAGAAGCAAUGGAUUGUGUGAUGGAUGAGAUUUUGGAAGUUUAUGGUAAAUUUUCCAAAGAGAUUAACCGUGUAUUGUUAAGGGUUUGUGAUAUUGGUGGAAAAGAAGAAGCAUGCAUUGGUCUUGAUAUUAUAAGAAAAGCUCAAUUGCAAGGUGAUAAAUUAUCUUUAUACUUUGAUUUUUGUAGAGAAAUUGGUGUUCUUAAUAAAUCAGAAUGUCCAAAUAUUUUAAGAAUUAAUGAAGAGGAAAUUGAAGAACUCAAGAGAAUCAAGAAUAAAGAUGAAGAGAAAGCUAUUGUUGUUAGAAAUGAUUAUGAACAAUUGAAGAAUGGUUUGAAGACUACAGUGAUUACGGAUCAAUGGGAGGUAUUUGUUGAUGAUGUUAUUGUUGAUGUUCAACAACAUGUUCCUAAUGUUACUACAUUAUGCGUUAUUCACACUAAUAACCCUUUUGUUGAUGAAUGUUAUAGCAGUGUACCAUAUGAUCCUGUUCAAAAUUAUGAACUUCCGGAUCUAAUUAGUUUAUAG
Molecule: messenger RNA, 1134 nt
Organism: Medicago truncatula (barrel medic)
Lineage: Eukaryota; Viridiplantae; Streptophyta; Magnoliopsida; Fabales; Fabaceae
Product: putative clathrin assembly protein At1g25240
Exons: 1
Coding region: 1-1134 (377 amino acids)
Biological process (GO): clathrin-dependent endocytosis; vesicle budding from membrane; clathrin coat assembly
Cellular component (GO): clathrin-coated pit; clathrin-coated vesicle
Molecular function (GO): phosphatidylinositol-4,5-bisphosphate binding; clathrin heavy chain binding; SNARE binding
Source: RefSeq, a predicted model, not a curated record